Messenger RNA from Strongylus vulgaris, 669 nucleotides. NCBI's taxonomy places the organism in Eukaryota, Metazoa, Nematoda, Chromadorea, Rhabditida, Strongylidae. The record is from the annotation of a GenBank genome assembly.
AUGUGGUCAUUUCUUAAAUCACCAAACAAAGAGGAUGGCCGUGUCACCACUGAUCCCGCCCUCGUCGAGCGUUUACUGACGGUGGUGGAUUAUACGGGAGGUCUCUACUUCCUUUGCUCUCAAUAUCUUCGAAUUCGCUUUUUCAUCACAUCGGCAGAUUGGCUGGAGGUUAGGAGCUCUCAUCAUCGAAGAGCAAUUGAACCUUCAAUGCGUUGGCUACUGCUGUUGAGCGCUGUAGUCGUAGUGAAUUCUCAAAGGAAUUUAGUCGAUGCAUCCCUGAAAUUCUGUGAGGCUUUUGUGCAAUGUUCAGCAGUUGCACUAUUAGAAGAGCGACUUUGCCUAGGAAACUCGCUACUUCGGCCGUAUUGGCUGCCAGACAGUCAUGACAAAAAUAAUUGUCACGAGAAAUUGCGAAAUGACUACAUGAUGCUGGAGAAAAUGGAAGAACAGCUGGAUAAUUUAUUGCUUGAUUGUCUGGUUAAACAUACCGUUCCAUUCACCAAUGAACAGAUGGACCAAUGCAAUACUAAUGCAUUGAAAUCGACGCCAAGGUUUUCCUAUGGACGAAAUAUCAACUAUGUACCUACCCAAUGCUUCACUGGUGUUGAAAAACGACGAGAAAGAGAGUGUGGCCGAGUGCGAAGCUGCUGUCCUGCGUUGUCAAAGUGA